Salvia miltiorrhiza (redroot sage) is the source of this 6475-nucleotide messenger RNA. RefSeq lists its product as uncharacterized. The record is from RefSeq and is a predicted model, not a curated record. Bases 4761 to 6461 code for a protein of 566 amino acids. The transcript is spliced from 4 exons. Lineage: Eukaryota; Viridiplantae; Streptophyta; Magnoliopsida; Lamiales; Lamiaceae.
GCCGCCAGUGUUUUAUCCCGACGGCUAUUGGGAGAGGCUAUGAUUUACUGGCGGGUAUUGUAUGAAUUAGGUUCAUAAUUGUUUUUUGAUUCCAAAUAUACUUAAAUUACAAUUUUUUACGUCCUCGUAUUGCUGUUUUAUUAUACACAAACUUAUCCUCAUUUUGUAUUUCUUUUUUUAAAAUAUAUUUUAUGAAGUAGAAAUACAUAAUAGGCUUGUAUUUUGACAAAUUUGGAUUAUAGUGGGGUAAUAAGUCUCGAAUUUUUUAUUUUAUUUUAUUUAACAUGAAUUAAUAUAGCGUAACACAUAAAAUAAUAGAAAAUGUUGGAUAAAAAAAAAUAUAAAAUAAUAUAUAUUAUGAAACAAUAAAAUAUUAGAGAGCCUACCACAUACAUACCCGCCAGUAUUUAGUAUCCAAAAGAAGUAUCCGCGUGAAAGAAACCCGGAGCGGCUACGUCUAGCGGCUACUUUUUACUGGCGGGUAUUAUUACCAUGUCAUUUAUAACUGGUUUUUAUAUCACAAUAUACAUAAAUUUUAUUUAUUAGAGUUCAUAUUAAUAGUUGUUGUAUUUUUUUCAAAUUUGAAGACCUAAGUCUAAUUCGAUUGUGAUUGGACAAUUCAACCGGCAACUCUAGGAUGAGAAUCUAUAGGCUUUGCAGAAAAUUUAAUUCACGGGUAUUGGAAUAGAGCGGACACGGCUUUUGUGGGAUUUCUUUGACCACAUUGAAGAUUUGAUAUGGUCGAACAUUUGGGUAGGGCCCAUUAGGGUAAUUUUUUAUGUUAAAUUAGAGUAGACGGUUGAGAAGCAGCCGCACUAUCAUUUUUUCAAACGGAUACUUCAUUUUUUCGUGUGAGAGUGGAAGGAAAAGACGGCAAUUGAGAGAGGAAGGCAUAUACUUCAUUCGGUCUUCUUCAAAUCCAUUCACGCCAUGGCUUCUUCUUCAAACCAAGUCCCUUAUUCGAGGCCCGAUACGAUCAAUCGUCCAACAGUUGAGAUCAGUACGUACUACAAUAUUAAGUACCUGUCGACAGUAGUGGGGAGACUAGAGGAAAUUGACGGUUUUGCACUGGUGAAUACGUUCAGGCAGGGGUGCUUUGGUAUGAUGUUGGAUUGGCAGCCGGGCCAGAAGUGCAAUGCUGCAUUGCACCAUAUUGUCUCUCGUCAUCUUAAGAUGACGAGAGACGAUGAGGAUGAUGAGAUCUGCUUCUACAUCAACGGGAGGAAGGUUGAAUUUACUCUGAGAGAUUUCGCUCUCGUGACAGGAUUGGCCUUUGGGGAUGAUCCUUUUGAUACUUUGGUUGAGCACGAUCUGAGCCAGGCUCAGACAUAUACACGAUUUUGCCGGGGGCAGCAUGUGACAGUGCAGGGGCUGGCGGAUAAAUAUUUCGACAGGGUCAGUCGAGUGGUUGACCCCGACGGCGGGUUCUACCUCCGUGUGGCCCACUUGUUGGUGCUACACUCAUUUGUAUUAGGAGUGGACGUGCGAUGACCCGUGCAGCCCUGGACUUGGGCUUUGGUGGAUGAUUUGACGGCCUUUUCCAGAUUUCCUUGGGGAUCGUGCGCGUAUAGGAGCUUGAACUACAGGUUGAAGAACACCACAAUUAAGAAUACAAAGACCAAGUACCACUUCUACGGUCCUUCUUGGGCCCUAUUCGUUUGGGGUCUUGAGGUUAUUCCCGACUUGGCCAAAGCCAUAGCCAUAUGCAAUGCGGGAGUUUACCCUAGAUUCAAGAGGUGGACGUUCGUGAAGACCAAGGCCGAUGGGUUACAGAGUUUAUUUGAGACAGAGAAGAACGAGAUAUGGGAGAUGAGACCCGAUGAGUACGAGGCCACGACGCAUUACUGGCUAUCGGUGGCAGGCGUCAAUGCCGGGCCAGGGGUUCGAGUACCAGAGCCGGGAGUCUUUGGUCAUAGGCAGGCUCGGGCGCGCUACAGUGGUGGGGACCGCAACGAGCCUACUAUUGAGCAUCAACCACGGCGUCGCAGUGCGAGACAGGAUACUGGCAAGUGCCCGAGAGGAUAAGUAGUGGACACCUCAUCGAGCAGCAGCCAUCACGAUCAGAGCGGGGGCGAUCACCCCGUAGAUUCUGGUCGAAGGUCUCACAGUCACAGAGCCCCGAGGCCUAGGCACGAGGAUCAGAGUAGAGCUCCUGCACCAUCACAGUGGAGCGAGCAGGAUUGGCAGCGCAUGCAGCACAUGAUGCGCGAGAGUGAGGGACAGAUAGCGAGGAAUGUGGAGGACAGCCUGUUCACGAGGAUUAAGAAUUGGUUCAAGGAGAAGUUGGAUGAUAUGCGUUGCCGAUGCUCGCAUAGCACUGAUGUUCAUGUGCCCAGACCUGCUCCACGAUCUCACUCUGACUGGAGACGUGAGCCCGAGCCCGAGCCCGAGUCCGAUCCGGCGCAGCGUACAUCCUCAGAGGCCCCAUCGCAUCACCGAUCCCCUGCACAUGAGUCUCCUGCACGAGAGGCGGGACAUACUACUGGUGAUGGCAUGCACACCCCGCAGUGGCAGCAUGAUCCGUUUGGUGGCUUGACUAGUUUUGGGGAUGUGCAGACUCCGCACAUGGGUGUCCACCACUUGCCCACAUUCGGUGCGUCGAGUUCUUAUGGUGGGCCACGCUACUCGUGGGCUGAGCAGGGCACGAGUUCAGCAUACCCGCCUGAGCCGCCUCGUUCUUCGAUGCCGAUCCUUAGAGAUGCCGGAUAUUCUCAAGCAGAGAUACACGAGUAUUGGAAGCAGUAUAGUGGGGGAGUUUCUGAGGUAGUAGCUGCUGUUCCCCUCAGUAUUUGUGCACCAGAGGUUCCACGCAGAAGCCACCGACAACGGAACCCGUCGGCUGCUGUUUAGCCCUAUUUUGUGAUGUUUUUAUGGGCCUUUUUGUUGUGCAUUCGAGCAUGCUUCGUGUCUUUUUGCUCCAUCCUUCACUUGCUCGAUGUUAUUUGGUGGUGUUACUGUUGUGUGCAGGAAUCGGGAGUGGUCGAGCUGUUUGGCAUCGUUUGGGAGCACUUUUGGAAGUGGAGUUCACGGCCGCCGCCGCCCCACGGCGCGCGCCGUGCAAGUCCGUGGAAGAUUCAGCGAAGGCCACUCACGGCGGCGCCGUCCCACGGCGGCCGCCGUCCCUGGAAGUUCGGCAGUUACGUUUUUUUUCUUUUAAAAGCCUAUUUUUAGGGUUUUUCACCCCACUUUUCGACCCCAGCAGCCUCCAGGCGAUUUUACCUUUGUUUUCCUAGUUUUAGAGUAGUUCAAAUAUCAACAAACAUCUUUUGGCUUGGUGGAUUGAAGAUUACGUUAGUUUCAUUACAUUGGAUUGAAGAUUUAGAUCGUACUCGCUCUAAGAACUCAGUUUAUGUUUUCUAUAGGAUUGAAUGCUAGUCUAUUUCCUUUGCGUAGAUUAUUGUUGCUUCGAGUUUAUUUGAUGAAUUGUUUGUUCUUUUAUCUCGCCUAGAUAAUCGUUGUUCAUGAUUGAUUGAAUUAACUAUUGCUUUCUAGAUUGCUAGUUUAGAACCCUAGGUUUAUUGGUUUUCCUGCGUUCUUAAUCUGCUUCCUAUCUUUCGUCUAGAUAGAUUUAUAUGUUUUAUUUUAAUUACGCAUUAGUUAAUCGGAGAGAGAGUGUCAGACCCAACUACCCGAUUAGAGUGUUUAGGUUUAUUUCCUGUUUUCUGUGCGUAGCAUGAUCAGAGCCCUGUUUAGCCUUCCUUGAGAGACGACUUGGGUUAGCUUAUUACACUAGGACGGCCUCGUACGAUGGCGAGUCAAUCCCUUAGGUGUUUUGGGUUGAGUCAAAUUUUGGCGCCGUUGCCGGGGAAGGCUUUAGGCAUUUGAUUGUGUUGCAUUUGUUUUCCGUGUUUAUUUUGUUUCUUUCUUUUAACUCGGUUAUUUUCUCCCUCCGAUGUGUUUGAUUUGUUUGCUCGUGUUGUGUAUGCAAGGACGCAGAAGCUUAAAGAGAAAGCUUGCACCUUACUACGACAACAUACACCGACCUCGUGAGGUUCUUUCAAGCCUGGAGGAGGAGUCCGAGUCCAGUUCGAGAAACCUUGUGGAAUCACAGUCUCGAGAGGAAGACUGUGAAGAGAGAAUCGCUUCCAACCCCAUUCUGGAAGCCGUUGAGGAGACACUUUCAGUGCAUUCUGAAGAAGAAGAAGAAGCUCAGCCCAAUCCUGACCAAGAAACCAUGGCGGAGCAGAAUGUACAAUACAUGGGAGAUUUCUCCACGCCGGUUAUUGGGAACACUAGCACUUCAGCGAUAGUGCUUCCUACAGUAGUCCGGAAUUACAAUCUGAAGCCCAACGAUUCAAACCUGCUGCCGCUCUUUCAUGGGAUGCCGAGCGAGGAUGCCUUACAGUUCAUCCGUGACUUCUGCACUCAAGUGCAGACCUUCCCACUGCUGGAACUCACCGAGGAUCAGUUGAGACUCAAGUGCUUACCUUAUGCACUCAAGGACCGGGCGAGAACGUGGUUAUUGUCCUUGCCGCCGAACUCCAACACUACAUGGGGAGAGGCAUGUGAGAAGUUCAUGCUCAAGUACUACCCUAAUCACAAGACACAGGAGAUUAGGAGCCAGAUAAUGAACUUCAUGCAAGAAGCUGAUGAGCCUCUCCACGAGGCUUGGGAGAGAUUUCAAGAGCUCCUCUGCCAGUGCCCACAGCACCAAUUAGCACCCGUGAUGUUGAUGCAGUUCUUCUAUGACGGAUUGAUACAGACGGCACAGUUUAUGGUGGACAGUACAGCAGGGGGCAACAUUGCCCGAAAGACAGCCAAUGAGCUCAAGGAGAUCUUCGACACCUCAACAAAAGUCGGUAAGAGGAAGGAGGGUUGAAGCGAAUGCAGUAGCUCCAAACAAUGAGCUUCAGAAGCAGGUAGCGGACUUGAUGAGGCAAGUACAACACCUCACGAUGAACCAGGUGGAGGCUCCACCCGUUCGCGCACCAUCAACGGAAGGUUGUGGCAUAUGUGGCGAAUUUGGCCAUGGAAUCAAUGCGUGCCAUCGAAUGGGGGAAUUCGCACCUGAAGGAGAAGCAGAGGUCUAUGCUGCUCAGGGCUACCCAGGGAGGCCUCAAUUUGAACAGAGGCCCAUCUUUAAUCAAGGGCAACAAAGCUCCAACUCGGGUUGGAGAAAUGAGCAGAAUUCGGGAUGGAGGAACCAAGCUCCGGGCCAAGGGUCGGGAUCAAACCAAGACAAUCAGUUCCCCCGACCUCCACAGCAAUUGGGGUAUCAGAACCAGCAGCAGUUAUACCCAUCUCAACCACAGUCCUCAUUCCCUCCGCAGCACCAACCUCCAGGCCCCUUAUUUGAAGAUCAGAUGCAAGCUUUCAUGCAAGCUAGCAAACAGGCGAUGGAGGCUCAGAGUGCUACCAUCAAGCGCCUCGAGACUACAGUUGGGCAACUAACAGGAGCCUUGAUUCAGCUGCAGCAAGAACAACCAACUGGGAAGUUCCCAAACCAGGACCAACAGCCGCAUCAAGCUCAUGCCGUGGCGGUAAUCAAGGAGAAUGCCCCAAUAACCACAGGGAAAUGGAGAAGCAAAACCGUGCAAGCAAUCAAGGCUACCCAACGCCCCAGUGAGCCACUGCCACCUGUUACUGUUGCACCAGAACAACCACCACCCAAGCAAGGAGAUCCAGGUAGCUUUAUUUUUGAUAUUAGCUUAGGUGGGGUUGAAAAGGCUUUAGGAAUGCUUGAUUUGGGCGCGGCAGUCAAUUUGAUGCCGCUUGAUAUUUUUGAGAAAUUGGGAAAUAAAGAGCUGAAAUGCACGAAUAUUAAGAUAGAGCUAGCUGACGGCUCCAUUAGCAGCCCACGAGGCCUUGUUGAGGAUGUUGAGGUGGUUGUGAGGGGGAUUAGUGUUUUGGCUGAUUUUAUUGUACUUGAUGUGGGAAAAGGGAUUAGAGGCGAGAAUGGGCAUCUCGUGCUGCUUGGCCGACCCUUUAUGGCUACCACCCAUACUCGCAUCGAUGUGAGUGCAGGAACUGUAAGUAUGGUAGGGGCAUGUAGAGCGGUAACAUUCUCAGCUUUUGAUAAAAAACCUACUACCCCAACUUCCUUAAUUCAAAACUGCUCUUAUGUUGAAACAUUUGAUGCUUUGGAUGAGGAUUGUAUUGUGCAGGAAUUUCUUAAUAAGCUACAGAAGGAGGACGAGAUCGUGGAAGAAUUUCAUGCUAACCUGCAAGAUGAAAAUGAGAUUGAGCAAGAAUUCCUAGAUAAGCUGCAAGAGGAAGAUGAUAAAGAGCAAGGCCUUCUGUGUGCCUUGCUACUUGAUGCAGCCCAAGGUUCGUUGGUGCAAGACCCGGUGCAUGUUCCUGUUGGUCCGGUUACAAGAGCACGAGCCAAGAAGUUCAAGGAGAGCUUGAUGAGCUUAGUUCAAGAAGUGUGGGCUCAAGAGUUGAUGAAGAGACCUAUUGGAGAUGGUGGAGUCGGCCCAAGUCUAAUUAAUCUCAUUACAUGCGAGUGGGCCGAAGCUUGAAGAUUUAAUUUAUU